CGGGGAGCGGCGAGAGCCGGGAGCCGGUUCGGGACCGGGACCGGGAGCGGGAUGGGGACUGCGGCUGGAGCAGGAGCUGGAGCUGCUGCAGACAUGGUUGAAGAAGACAACAGCACCAGCCUUGAGGCUGUGAUCCCAGAUGCAACCCCCAUGCUGCAGUUUGUGGAGGACAGGAUACACACCACUAUGCUGACUGGAAUUGCAAUUGGAGCUGCAGUGGCACUGCUGUUUAUUGCAGUUGUUGUGUUUGUUGUGUACAGAAGACUGAGACAAUCCAAACAGCUUCAGCCCCACGUGCCCCAGUACAGGUUUCGCAAGAGGGACAAAGUGAUGUUCUAUGGCAGGAAGAUCAUGAGGAAGGUUACAACUCUUCCAAACUCCCUGGUUGGGAACACGGUGCCUCGCCAGAGGAUGCGCAAACGGGCAAAAGUUUUAUCUCUGGCUAAAAGGAUUCUACGUAUUAAGAAGGAAUGUCCAACUCUGCAGAGGAAGGAGCCUCCUCCCUCUUUGCUAGAGGCAGAUCUGACUGAAUUUGAUGUGAAGAAUUCCCAUUUGCCAUCAGAAGUCCUGUACAUGCUUAAAAAUGUCAGGGUCCUUGGGCACUUUGAGAAGCCUCUGUUCCUGGAGCUGUGCAAGCACAUGUUCUUCGUGCAGCUGCAUGAGGGCGAGUACAUCUUCCGUCCUGGGCAGCUGGACAACAGCAUCUACGUCGUGCAGGAUGGGAAGCUGGAAGUUUGCAUCCAGGAAAGCGAUGGAACAGAGGUGGUGGUGAAGGAGGUGCUGGCAGGAGACAGUGUCCACAGCCUUCUCAGCAUCCUCGACGUCAUCACGGGCCACCCUGCUCCCUACAAAACAGUCUCAGCCCGAGCAGCCACUCCAUCCACAAUUCUGAGACUUCCAGCAAGUGCCUUCCAAGAUGUGUUCCAAAAAUACCCUGAAACUCUGGUGAGAGUGGUACAGAUCAUCAUGGUGAGGCUGCAGAGGGUGACAUUCCUGGCUUUGCACAACUACCUUGGUCUGACCACGGAGCUCUUCAGCUGUCAGAGCCAGGCCAUCCCACUGGUGUCCGUGACCAGUGUCACAGCUGGAGGAAGCACCAGCAAAGCUGGGAAAAGACCAGUGUCCAGUGCACUGGAGGAGGAUCGUGGAGAGAAGUUUGAAAGAUCUGGGGAAGGACUGGAAAUGGAUACGUUGAAGAUUUCUGGUGCAGAAAACACAGAGCAUAUUUUCAGGAGAAGCCUUUCAUCACCUCCCUAUGCAGGGUCUGCAGAGGCUUCUAAUAAUUCCAGCGGUGCCAAGUCUGACAUGGACAUGGCCUACGAGAGGGCCCGGGUGCACCUGAGCCCAGAGGACACUGCUGGCAGCCCCGGCACGGCCAAGUCCAUAUUGAAGAAGACUGUGACGGUGACAGAGACUCCUUCAGCAGUUUUCCAUUACAGUGCAGUGCAGGACUCCUGUAACACCAAACAUAUUGAUGCCAUCGUUGAAGCAGCAAAGAAGGACCUCUCAACCCUGAUGAAACUUGAUAAUCCUGCGUUGCUGAACGGCAAAGUGACGCUGCACCAGGUCACUGCUGGCACCGUGCUGUCGAGGCAGGGGGACCAGGAUGUUAAUGUUUGCUUUGUGGUCUCGGGGAUGCUUCAUGUGUACCAGAGGAAGAUUGACUCUGAGGAGGACACUUGUCUCUUCAUAACCCACCCUGGGGAGCUCGUGGGCCAGCUCGCCGUGCUCACUGGGGAGCCACUGAUCUUCACCAUCAAGGCCAACAGAGACUGCAGCUUCCUGUCCAUUUCCAAGUCCCAUUUCUAUGAGAUCAUGCGGGAGCAGCCCAGUGUGGUCCUUGGGGUGGCCCACACUGUUGUGAAGAGAAUGUCCCCCUUUGUCAGGCAAAUUGACUUUGCCCUGGACUGGAUGGAGGUGGAGGCUGGACGAGCUGUUUACAGGCAGGGGGACAAGUCUGACUGCACGUACAUCGUGUUGAACGGGCGCCUUCGCUCCGUCAUCCGGAUGGAAGAUGGGAAAAAGCACCUGACUGGGGAAUACGGCCGAGGGGACUUGAUUGGAGUGGUGGAGGCACUGACCCACCAGCCCAGAGCCACCACGGUGCACGCGGUCAGGGACUCCGAGCUGGCCAAGCUGCCCGAGGGAGCCCUGAUAUCCAUCAAACGCAAAUUCCCGCAGGUUGUGACUCGACUUAUUCACUUGCUGGGAGAGAAGAUCCUUGGCAGUUUGCAGCAGGGAGGUCACCCUCUUGGAUUACACAGCUCCAGCAGCAAGUGGGACGCUGGGAAUCCUGCCAGCAACCUGUCCACGGUGGCGAUCAUGCCGGUGUCCGAGGAGGUGCCGCUGACGGCCUUCACCCUGGAGCUCAAACAUGCCCUCAGUGCUGUGGGUCCUGCCCUGCUGCUCACCAGUGACAACAUCAAACAGAGACUGGGUUCUGCUGCCCUCGACAGCAUCCAUGAGUACAGGCUGACCAGCUGGCUGGGCCAGCAGGAGGACAUCCACCGCAUCGUGCUGUACCAGGCCGACAGCUCCCUGACCCCCUGGACCCAGCGCUGCAUCCGCCAGGCCGACUGCAUCCUCAUCGUGGGGCUGGGGGACCAGGAGCCCACCGUGGGAGAGCUGGAGAGGAUGCUGGAGAACACUGCAGUGAGAGCCCAGAAGCAGCUCAUCCUGCUCCAUAAGGAGGAUGGGCCCCUCCCUUCCCGAACUGUGGAAUGGCUCAACAUGCGGAGCUGGUGUUCUGCUCAUCUCCACCUCCACUGCCCACGCAGAGUCUUCUCCAAAAGGAGUCUGCCCAAGCUGAUAGAGAUGUAUGAACGGGUGUUCCAGAAGCCACCGGACCGUCACUCCGACUUCUCCCGCCUGGCCCGUGUCCUGACCGGGAACGCCAUAGCGCUGGUGCUGGGGGGUGGAGGGGCCAGCUCCCACCUGCGGGUGUGCAGGAUCCCAGGUAAGGAAGAGCAGGAUCAUUGA
Molecule: messenger RNA, 2979 nt
Organism: Pipra filicauda (Wire-tailed manakin)
Lineage: Eukaryota; Metazoa; Chordata; Aves; Passeriformes; Pipridae
Gene: PNPLA7
Product: patatin like phospholipase domain containing 7
Exons: 27
Coding region: 52-2979 (975 amino acids)
Cellular component (GO): endoplasmic reticulum
Molecular function (GO): phosphatidylcholine lysophospholipase A1 activity
Source: RefSeq, a predicted model, not a curated record